Molecule: messenger RNA, 4030 nt
Organism: Hipposideros armiger (great roundleaf bat)
Lineage: Eukaryota; Metazoa; Chordata; Mammalia; Chiroptera; Hipposideridae
Gene: ADAMTSL2
Product: ADAMTS like 2
Exons: 19
Coding region: 487-3354 (955 amino acids)
Biological process (GO): extracellular matrix organization
Cellular component (GO): extracellular matrix
Source: RefSeq, a predicted model, not a curated record
CCCCUGUGACCCCAGGCUAGUGGCUUCUCUGUCUGGACACCCGGACACGCGAUCGCGAGCUCUGGACCCGGGAAGGCGGCCUCCCUGCUCGCUGCUCCUGGGCCCAGGCAGCAGUCAGCAGGCAGCUGGGCCGGCCUGGCCGGGCUCCAGAGGCGCGGAGCGGGUUAAAGUGUGCGCCAGGCCGGCCGGCGGCGGGCGGGGGACCAGCCUGGUGGGAAGUGUGAGUUCCUCCCUGUCUGCCUGACAGCUAUAAAGGCGGCCGCGCCACACAGCCGCCACUGGGCUGCACGCCUCCCUGGGAACCCCCUCUCGUGGGUGCUCUUUGAAGUGGAGGAGGGCGGCAGCAAGGGGGAGGAGGAGGAGGGGAGAGGCAGAGCCCACAGCUCUCCGCACGCCCAGCCGCCCCCUGCACCAAGCACCUGGCGCCGCCUGCCCACAGCCACUCAGCCCUUUCUCCAGGAGGACAACCUGCUGACCCGGGCCAGGAUGGACUGCAGACGGCAGCCUUCAUGCUGGGCCUGGUCUCUGCUGGCUAUGGCACUUACGGCUGGGGGUGUGGCAUCCACCGGGGCCACGGACAACAGCCCUACGUCCAACAGCCUGGAGGGGGGCGUGGACGCCACUGCCUACUGGUGGGGGGAGUGGACCAAGUGGACGGCGUGCUCGCGCAGCUGUGGGGCCGGGGUGACGUCCCAGGAGCGGCACUGCCUGCAGCAGAGGAGGACGUCUGUCACGGGUGCCGGGAACAGGACCUGCACAGGCACGUCCAAGCGGUACCAACUGUGCAGAGUACAGGAGUGUCCGCCGGACGGGAGGAGCUUCCGUGAGGAGCAGUGCAUCUCCUUCAACUCCCACGUGUACAACGGGCGGACGCACCAGUGGAAGCCCCUGUACCCCGAUGACUACGUCCACAUCUCCAGCAAGCCAUGUGACCUGCACUGCACCACGGUGGACGGCCAGCGGCAGCUCAUGGUCCCUGCCCGCGACGGCACGUCCUGCAAGCUCACUGACCUUCGAGGGGUUUGCGUGUCUGGAAAAUGUGAGCCCAUCGGCUGUGACGGGGUGCUCUUCUCCACCCACACGCUGGACAAGUGCGGCGUCUGCCAGGGGGACGGUAGCAGCUGCACCCACGUGACAGGCAACUACCGCAAGGGCAACACCCACCUCGGUUACUCUCUGGUGACCCACAUCCCGGCCGGUGCCCGAGACAUCCAGAUUGUAGAGAGGAAGAAGUCCGCCGACGUCCUGGCCCUCGCAGAUGAAGCCGGCUCCUACUUCUUCAAUGGCAACUUCAAGGUGGACAGCCCCAAGAACUUCAACAUCGCUGGCACCGUGGUGAAGUACCGGCGGCCCAUGGACGUCUACGAGACCGGUAUCGAGUACAUCGUGGCACAGGGGCCCACCAACCAGGGCCUCAACGUCAUGGUGUGGAACCAGAAUGGCAAAAGCCCCUCCAUCACCUUCGAGUACACGCUGCUGCAGCCGCCGCACGCCCACCGCAUCCAGCCCGUCUACUACAGCUUCUCCGAGCCCACCUCUGAAAGCGCAGAGAGCCAGGAGCUGGACGGGCCUGGACUGCUGGGCCUCCUUCAGCACAACGGCUCCCUGUACGGCCACGCCUCCUCGGAGCGGCUGGGCCUGGACAACCGGCUGUUUGGCCCCCCGGGGUCGGAGAUAGAGCUCGGUCUGAUCAAGGGCCAGGAGACCAAUGAGGUGUGCGAGCAGGCCAGCGGCGGGGCCUGCGAGGGACCCCCCAGGGGCAAGGGCUUCCGAGAGGGCAACGCCACCGGGAUGGUUCUCGCGGGGGACAAGGACGACCAAGAGGCCGACGCCCGCCUCGCCUCCCAGGAGCUCCUCUCAGCCAAUGCCGUCUCCGGCCAGCUCCUGGGUGCAAGCUCUGACUCCAGGGAGCUCGCCCUCAAUGAGACAGUCAACAGCAUCUUUGCACAGGGCGCCCCACGGAGCUCCCUGGCUGACAGCCUCUAUGUUGACUAUGAGGAGAACGAAGGGGCCGGUGCUUACCUGCUCAAUGGGUCCUACCUGGAGCUCAGCAGUGACAGGGUGACCAACACCUCCUCUGAGGCCCCGUUCCCCAACGCCAGCUCCAGCCUUCCCACCUUGGCUGGGAACAGGACGCACAAGGCCAGGACCAGGCCCAAGGCACGCAAGCAAGGUGUGAGCCCGGCGGACAUGUACCGGUGGAAGCUAUCAUCCCACGAGCCCUGCAGUGCCACCUGCACCACAGGGGUCAUGUCGACCUACGCCAUGUGUGUUCGCUAUGAUGGCAUCGAGGUGGACGACAGCUACUGCGAUGCCCUGACCCGCCCGGAGCCGGUCCAGGAGUUCUGUGCUGGGAGGGAGUGCCAGCCCAGGUGGGAGACCAGCAGCUGGAGCGAGUGCUCGCGCACCUGUGGCGAGGGCUUCCAGUUCCGCAUCGUGCGCUGCUGGAAGAUGCUGUCUCCCGGCUUCGACAGCUCUGUGUAUAGCGACCUGUGCGAGGCGGCCGAGGCCGUGAGGCCCGAGGAACGCAAGACGUGCCGGAACCCGGCCUGCGGGCCGCAGUGGGAGAUGUCCGAGUGGUCCGAGUGCACGGCCAAGUGUGGAGAGCGCAGUGUGGUGACCAGGGACAUCCGCUGCUCCGAGGAUGAGAAGCUGUGUGACCCCAACACCAGGCCCGUUGGGGAGAAGGACUGCACGGGCCCCCCCUGCGACCGCCAGUGGACUGUUUCCGACUGGGGGCCGUGCAGUGGGAGCUGUGGCCAGGGCCGUAUGAUCAGACAUGUGUACUGCAAGACCAGCGACGGACGGGUGGUGCCCGAGUCUCAGUGCCAGGUGGAGACCAAGCCGCUGGCCAUCCACCCCUGCGGGGACAAGAACUGCCCCGCCCACUGGCUGGCCCAGGACUGGGAGCGGUGUAACACCACCUGUGGCCGAGGUGUAAAGAAGAGGCUGGUGCUGUGCAUGGAGCUGGCCAAUGGGAAGCCGCAGACGCGCAGCGGCCCCGAGUGCGGGCUGGCCAAGAAGCCCCCCGAGGAGAGCACGUGCUUCGAGAGGCCCUGCUUCAAGUGGUACACCAGCCCGUGGUCUGAGUGCACCAAAACCUGUGGGGUGGGCGUGCGGAUGCGCGACGUGAAGUGCUACCAGGGCACGGACAUUGUCCGCGGCUGUGACCCGCUGGUGAAGCCCGUCGGCAGACAGGCCUGUGACCUGCAGCCCUGUCCCACGGAGCCCCCAGACGACAGCUGCCAGGACCAGCCAGGUACCAACUGCGCCCUGGCCAUCAAGGUGAACCUCUGCGGCCAUUGGUACUACAGCAAGGCGUGCUGCCGCUCCUGCAGGCCCCCCCACUCCUAGGCCUGGCAGCCGCUGCCCUCAGAGACCUGAGCACCCCGCCCUCAGGGCCACCGCAGCUUUUGGGGCCCCUCCUCGGACACCCUUCCUGCAGGGCACCCCGGGCUGUGAAGACGUUGACACUGAGCCUCUGCUCUCCCCGGGGAAGGACAGCCUCUGGGUGCCCGACGGCCUCCCGGACAGAACUGCCCCUGCCAUGGGCAGUUGUUCUUUGAGCCUGAGGAUGGUGUGUUUGUGGUUCCCAUCCCCCAGCACCCAGCCCAGCACCCAGCUGCCCAAGGGGGCCUGGGGCUGGAGCCCAGAGGUAGAGGGGACCCCUCCCCUCCACCCCCCCAGCCGCCUCCAUUCUCUGGGUGGCUGAACCUUCUGCUUGGCCUCGGGAAGGUCCUCUCUGCCUCCAGGACCCAGCGGUGAAGGUGGGGGCCGGGCGGGGGGGGGCACAGACACUGCGAUGUGGUGCCGCCUCGGACCCUGAUCCUAGUUCGGUGAGCUCCUGCCAGAGGAACUUUUAUCUCCCAACUUAGCAUCCGUUGCCUCUCUUAUACGAAACUGGCGUGCAUGGAGGAACUCACCGCACUUUACGCCCAGGAAGAGGCACUCUUUUUCACGGUAUACCAGUUAUGUCGUCUCCGUCAGUACUCCUCUGUAUGGUAAUAAAGUGGUGGUAUUUAUGGCGGCA